AUGUUGAUUUGGAAAUUAUAUUAUACUUUUCUUUUUAUUAUUGGUCUUACAGUCGGAGAAAUAAAAAAUAAAGGAUGGUGGAAAAAUGAAGUUUUCUAUCAGGUAUUUCCGCGAAGUUUUAUGGAUUCAAAUGGUGAUGGAAUUGGUGAUUUGAAUGGUAUUAUAAGUAAAUUAGAUCAUUUCGUUGAUAGUGGAAUAACAGCUAUAUGGAUGUCACCAAUAUAUUCUAGUCCUAUGAUCGAUUCCGGUUAUGAUAUUACGAAUUUUCGCGAUGUUGAUCAGAUAUUUGGUACAAUUCAUGACUUUGAAAAAUUAGUUCAGAAAGCUAAGAAGCUUGGAAUUAAAAUUAUUAUGGAUUUCGUACCUAAUCAUACAUCUAUUAAACAUAAAUGGUUCGUUAAGAGUGUUAAUAAUAUUGGUAAAUACAAAGAUUAUUAUAUUUGGCAUAAGGGACGAGAAAAUAAUACUAAACCACCAAAUAAUUGGAUCGGUGUUUUCGGUGGACCAGCCUGGACUUAUAAUAAAAAAAGAAAUUUAUGGUACUACCAUCAAUUCGAUUAUAGACAACCUGAUCUUAAUUACCGCAAUUAUAAAGUUGAAAUAGAAAUGAAAAAAAUUCUUCACUUUUGGUUAAGGAAAGGUAUUGAUGGAUUUCGAAUAGAUGCUGUUCCUAAUUUAUUUGAGAAUGACGAUUUGUUGGAUGAACCAUUAAGUAAUUUAAAAGGAUAUGUUGACGGAGAGUAUAGAUACCACGAUCAUAUUUAUACAACACACGAUUCAAGAGAUUACGAGAUAGUUGCACGUUGGAGAAAAAUUUUAGAUGAAUGGGCAAAUUAUCACAAUCAAGAAGAGAAGAUCGUGAUGACAGAAGUUUAUACACUCUCUUUUAAAGCUGUGAUGAAAUACUACAACUAUGGAUCUCACGUACCUUUCAAUUUUGAUUUCAUUAUAUCUAUUAACGAGACUUUGAAUGCCAGGCAAUAUAAAAACGUUAUCACUCGAUGGAUUGCUAAUUUACCGAGUGACAAAAGUGCUAAUUGGGUGACUAGUAAUCAUGAUACCGGUAGAUCUGCUUCAGUGGAUCCUAUAAGGCCUAACAUAAGAUUAAUAUUAUCCCUAAUUCUUCCUGGUAUAUCAUGCGUGUAUUAUGGGGAUGAAAUCGGUAUGGAAAAUAAUUUUAAUAUCACUUGGGAACAAACACAAGAUCCCCAAGCAUGUCGAACGGAUCCGAAAACUUAUCAGAAAGUAUCACGUGAUUUUUCUAGAACACCAUUUCAAUGGGAUGACACAAUGAAUGCAGGUUUUAGCAAAGCUAGAAAAACAUGGCUACCAGUUCAUAAGAAUUACAAAAUUUUAAAUUUAAAGAAUCAAAAAUUUGAACCUGAAUCUCAUUUCAAACUUUUUAAAACUCUUGUUGCACUGAAAAAGUCGUCGGAAACCUUGAAAAGUGGAUCAUUAAUAACCGAUACAUUAAAUAACGAUAAAGUUUUGGUUGUAUCACGCCAGUCGUCUAAUGAAAGUAUCGUUUUUAUCGUUAAUUUUUCUGACGAUGUUUCGCAAAAUGUUAAUCUUAAUAAAUACUUACCUGGAGCUGUGAGAGCUACUGUUAUCAUAUCAAGCGUCGGAUCAAAUAUCAGAUGGGGUACAUCUAUAAAAGUUCCGGAUGUAGAAUUACCACCAAGCAUUAUGUUACUACUAACUAGCAUAACAGUUGAAUCUACGUAAUUAAUUUGA
Messenger RNA from Ceratosolen solmsi marchali, 1734 nucleotides. Its product is annotated as maltase 1-like. The coding region runs from base 1 to 1725 and encodes 574 amino acids. Gene Ontology annotation, biological process: carbohydrate metabolic process. The record is from RefSeq and is a predicted model, not a curated record. The transcript has 8 exons. Lineage: Eukaryota; Metazoa; Arthropoda; Insecta; Hymenoptera; Agaonidae.